AUGUCCGGCUCGCACCCGCUCAUGGCGCCCGUAUACCUUCCCGGCUCGGAGCCCUACCCGCCCGGAACGACCGAGGAGGAAAAGGACGGAUACCGCCAGAUGGUCAAGUGGAACAAGUACGGCGGCUACGCCAUGGAGUCGUGUGCCCUCAAGGUCGUCCUGGCCGGUGGUGCUGGUUUUGCGUUUGGUGGUUUCCUCUCGCUCAUGUCGGCGACGUUUGCGUACGAGGACCCGCUCUCGCGCGCGUCGGAAAAGCUCACGGGCACCCGCGCCCAGGCCGCGUACAUGUUCAAGGAGAUGGGCCGCAACAUGUGGUCGCAGGGUAAAGGCUUUGCCAAGGUCGGCAUGCUCUACUCGGGUGUCGAGUGCUGCAUUGAGGGGUACCGCGCAAAGAACGACCACUGGAACGGCCUGUCGGCCGGUUUCGUCUCGGGCGCCAUCCUCGCGCGCAACGCCGGCCCCAUGGCCAUGCUCGGCGGUGGUGCCGCGUUCGCAGCCUUCUCGGCCGCCAUCGACAUGUACCUCCGCCGCGAGCCCGCCGACGACGACUAG
Apiotrichum porosum is the source of this 552-nucleotide messenger RNA. RefSeq names its product Mitochondrial import inner membrane translocase subunit tim22 (gene TIM22). The transcript is spliced from 3 exons. Gene Ontology annotation, biological process: protein insertion into mitochondrial inner membrane. Gene Ontology annotation, cellular component: TIM22 mitochondrial import inner membrane insertion complex. The record is from RefSeq and is a predicted model, not a curated record. Lineage: Eukaryota; Fungi; Basidiomycota; Tremellomycetes; Trichosporonales; Trichosporonaceae. Gene Ontology annotation, molecular function: transmembrane protein transporter activity. The coding region runs from base 1 to 552 and encodes 183 amino acids.